AUGGCGGCAGAAGAAGCGGCGAGCCCGAGAGGCGGCAGCAGAAGAAGCGGCGAAAACCGAGAGGCGGCAGCAGAAGAAGCGGAGAGUUCGGAGAGAUGGCGGCAGAAGAAGCGGCGAGCACCGAGAGGCGGCAGCAGAAGAACCGGCGAGCACCGAGAGACGGCGGCAGAAGAAGCGGCGAGCACCGAGAGGCGGCAGCAGAAGAAGCGGAGAGCACGGUGUGAUGGCGACAGAGGAAGUGGCGAGUACCGAGAGGCGGCAGCAGAAGAAGCGGCGAACACCGAGAGACGGCGAAGCGGCGAGCACCGAGAGGCGGCAGCAGAAGAAGCGGCGAACACCGAGAGACAGCGGCAGAAGAAGCGGAGAGCACGGAGAGACGGCGGCAGAAGAUGCGGCGAGCACCGAGAGGCGGCAGCAGAAGAAGCGGAGAGCACGGAGAGAUGGCGGCAGAAGAAGCGGCGAGCACCGAGAGGCGGCAGCAGAAGAAGCGGAGAGCACCGAGAGGCGGCAGCAGAAGAAGCGGAGAGCACCGAGAGGCGGCAGCAGAAGAAGCGGAGAGCACGGAGAGACGGCGGCAGAAGAAACGGCGAGUACCGUGAGACGUCUUCAGAGGAAGCGGCGAGCCCGAGAGGCGGUAGCAGAAGAAGCGGCGAGCACAAAGAGACGGUGGCAGAAGAAGCGGCGAGCACCGAGAGACAGCGGCAGAAGAAGCGGAGAGCACGGAGAGACGGCGGCAGAAGAAGCUGCGAGCACCGAGAGGCGGCAGCAGAAGAAGCGGAGAGCACGGAGAGAUGGCGGCAGAAGAAGUGGCGAGCACCGAGAGGCGGCAGCAGAAGAAGCGGCGAACACCGAGAGACGGCGGCAGAAGAAGAGGAGAGCACGGAGAGACGGCGGCAGAAGAAGCGGCAGGCACCGAGAGGAGGGCAGCAGAAGAAGCGGAGAGCACAGAGAGACGGCGGCAGAAGAAGCGGCGAGUACCGAGAGAGGGGGGCAGAAGAAGCAGCGAGUACCGAGAGACGGCGGCAGAAGAAGCGGCGAACACCGAGAGACGGCAGCAGAAGAAGCGGAGAGCACGGAGAGACGGCGGCAGAAGAAGCAGCGAGUACCGAGAGACGGCGGCAGAAGAAGCGGCGAGCACCGAGAGACGGCGGCAGAAGAAGCAGCGGGCACCGAGAGACGGCGGCAGAAGAAGCGGCGAGUACCGAGAGACGGCGGCAGAAGAAGCGGCGAGUACCGAGAGACGGCGGCAGAAGAAGCGGCGAGCCCGAGAGGCGGCAGCAGAAGAAGCGGCGAACACCGAGAGGCAGCAGCAGAAGAAGCGGAGAGCACGGAGAGACGGCAGUAGAAGAAGUGGCAAGCACCGAGAGGCGGCAGCAGAAGAAGCGGAGAGCACGGAGAGACGGCGGCAGAAGAAGUGGCGAGCACCGAGAGUCGGCAGCAGGAAAAGCGGCGAACACCGAGAGACGGCGGCAGAAGAAGCGGCGAGCACCGAGAGGCGGCAGUAGAAGAAGCAGCGAACACCGAGAGGCGGCAGCAGAAGAAGCGGAGAGCACGGAGAGACGGCGGCAGAAGAAGCGGCGAGUACCGAGAGGCGGCAGCAGAAGAAGCGGAGAGCACGGAGAGAUGGCGGCAGAAGAAGCGGCGAGCACCGAGAGGCGGCAGCAGAAGAAGCGGAGAGCACCGAGGGGCGGCAGCAGAAGAAGCGGAGAGCACGGAGAGGCGGCAGCAGAAGAAGCGGAGAGUUCGGAGAGAUGGCGGCAGAAGAAGCGGCGAGCACCGAGAGGCGGCAGCAGAAGAACCGGCGAGCACCGAGAGACGGCGGCAGAAGAAGCGGCGAGCACCGAGAGGCGGCUGCAGAAGAAGCGGAGAGCACGGUGUGAUGGCGACAGAGGAAGUGGCGAGUACCGAGAGGCGGCAGCAGAAGAAGCGGCGAACACCGAGAGACGGCGAACCGGCGAGCACCGAGAGGCGGCAUCAAAAGAAGCGGCGAACACCGAGGGACGGCUGCAGGAGAAGCGGCGAGCACCGAGAGGCGGCAGGAGAAUAAGCGGUGAGCACCGAGAGACGGCGGCAGAAGAAGCGGCGAGCACCGAGAGGCGGCAGCAGAAGAAGCGGCGAACACCGAGAGACAGCGGCAGAAGAAGCGGAGAGCACGGAGAGACGGCGGCAGAAGUUGCGGCGAGCACCGAGAGGCGGCAGCAGAAGAAGCGGAGAGCACGGAGAGAUGGCGGCAGAAGAAGCGGCGAGCACCGAGAGGCGGCAGCAGAAGAAGCGGAGAGCACCGAGAGGCGGCAGCAGAAGAAGCGGAGAGCACGGAGAGACGGCGGCAGAAGAAACGGCGAGUACCGUGAGACGUCGGCAGAGGAAGCGGCGAGCCCGAGAGGCGGUAGCAGAAGAAGCGGCGAGCACAAAGAGACGGUGGCAGAAGAAGCGGCGAGCACCGAGAGACAGCGGCAGAAGAAGCGGAGAGCACGGAGAGACGGCGGCAGAAGAAGCUGCGAGCACCGAGAGGCGGCAGCAGAAGAAGCGGAGAGCACGGAGAGAUGGCGGCAGAAGAAGUGGCGAGCACCGAGAGGCGGCAGCAGAAGAAGCGGCGAACACCGAGAGACGGCGGCAGAAGAAGAGGAGAGCACGGAGAGACGGCGGCAGAAGAAGCGGCAGGCACCGAGAGGAGGGCAGCAGAAGAAGCGGAGAGCACAGAGAGACGGCGGCAGAAGAAGCGGCGAGUACCGAGAGAGGGGGGCAGAAGAAGCAGCGAGUACCGAGAGACGGCGGCAGAAGAAGCGGCGAACACCGAGAGACGGCAGCAGAAGAAGCGGAGAGCACGGAGAGACGGCGGCAGAAGAAGCAGCGAGUACCGAGAGACGGCGGCAGAAGAAGCGGCGAGCACCGAGAGACGGCGGCAGAAGAAGCAGCGAGCACCGAGAGACGGCGGCAGAAGAAGCGGCGAGUACCGAGAGACGGCGGCAGAAGAAGCGGCGAGUACCGAGAGACGGCGGCAGAAGAAGCGGCGAGCCCGAGAGGCGGCAGCAGAAGAAGCGGCGAACACCGAGAGGCAGCAGCAGAAGAAGCGGAGAGCACGGAGAGACGGCGGCAGAAGAAGCGGCGAAUACCGAGAGACGGGGGCAGAAGAAGCGGCGAGUACCGAGAGACGGCGGCAGAAGAAGCGGCGAACACCGAGAGAUGGCAGUAGAAGAAGCGGAGAGCACGGAGAGACGGCGGCAGAAGAAGCGGCGAGUACCGAGAGACGGCGGCAGAAGAAGCGUCGAGCACCGAGAGACGGCGGCAGAAGAAGCAGCGAGCACCGAGAGACGGCGGCAGAAGAAGCGGCGAGCACCGAGAGACGGCGGCACAAGAAGCGGCGAGUACCGAGAGACAGCAGCAGAAGAAGUGGAGAGCACCGAGAGGCGGCAGCAGAAGAAGUGGCGAGCACCGAGAGGUGGCAGCAGAAGAAGCGGAGAGCACAGAGAGACGGCGGCACAAGAAGCGGCGAGUACCGAGAGACGGCGGCAGAAGAAGCGGAGAGCAGCGAGAGACUGCGGCAGAAGAAGGGGCGAGUACCAAGAGGCGGCAGCAGAAGAAGCGGCGAACACCGAGAGACGGCGGCAGAAGAAGCGACGAGCACCGAGAGCCGGCAGCAGAAGAAGCGGAGAGCACGGAGAGACUGCGGCAGAAGAAGCGGCGAGCACCGAGAGACGGCGGCAGAAGAAGCAAAGAGCACGGAGAGACGGCGGCAGAAGAAGCGGCGAGCACCGAGAGGCGGCUGCAGAAGAAGCGGAGGGCACGGAGAGACGGCGGCAGAAGAAGUGGCGAGCAACGAGAGGCGGCAGCAGAAGAAGCGGCGAUCACCGAGUGAUGGCGGCAGAAGAAGCUGAGAGCACGGAGAGACGGCGGCAGAAGAAGCGGCGAGCACCGAGAGACGGCGGCAGAAGAAGCGGCGAGUACCGAGAGGCGGCAGCAGAAGAAGCGGCGAACACCGAGAGACGGCGGCAGGAGAAGCGGCGAGCACUGAGAGGCGGCGGCAGAAGAAGCGGCGACCAGUGA
Schistocerca gregaria is the source of this 4044-nucleotide messenger RNA. RefSeq names its product trichohyalin-like. The transcript has 3 exons. Bases 1 to 4044 code for a protein of 1347 amino acids. Lineage: Eukaryota; Metazoa; Arthropoda; Insecta; Orthoptera; Acrididae. The record is from RefSeq and is a predicted model, not a curated record.